Messenger RNA from Drosophila kikkawai, 2379 nucleotides. Its product is annotated as venom acid phosphatase Acph-1. Gene Ontology annotation, molecular function: phosphatase activity. The record is from RefSeq and is a predicted model, not a curated record. Lineage: Eukaryota; Metazoa; Arthropoda; Insecta; Diptera; Drosophilidae. Gene Ontology annotation, biological process: dephosphorylation.
UUUGCGGCUUCACUCACUCGGAUCGGAAGUAAAUCACCAAACGGCAAACACAAAAAAAGAAAACAAAAAAAUCAAAACAAAAGGGCAAAUGGACACCACCACCAGCACUCCACAAAAGCUUCCGGACCAGCCGCCAGCCCAGCCCCAAAAGGCGAUAUUCAAGUUCGGCAAUUAAGCAACGCGAAUGGAUAAUACCAAAUUAACAUAAUGCUCGAUCGGGAAAAAAGGCGAUUUAUUACCGGAAUGUUCACACACGCAGUUCGGAUGACAAAUUCGUUGGUAUUUGGACGCGGGGGCGGCGGCGCCAGCCAGGAGAUUACGGGUAAAGAAAUAAGCGGAGCAAAUCCGAGAGUUCAUAUAAAUUAAAAGUCGCGGGCGCGCUUCAAGACGCCUCAAACGCUCCGGUAUUGUUGUCGGUGUCCGGGCUUCUGGUCCUCAUCCCUCGGUCAAACACACAUGUGACUCUAUAGUUCCCGUACAAUAGACCCCCGGCCACAGUGACAAAUAGAAUAAAAUAGUAAUAAAAGAGAGCGGCGACGGUGACGAAAGCAUUUGGCGAUAAUGGAACGAUAAAAGAGUCAAACGCUCGACUUUUCGACUCUGCAAUGACACUCACCCCGCAGUGUUCCGGACGAUAGUGCUCGCGUGCCACGGUCGGAAAAGUCGAACAUAUAAAUAUUACUAUCGGCUUACCAUAGCUAUUCGAGGGCAAACAGAAGAUAGUGGCUCUACACUCGGAGAAACACUUGCCGUCCGAAAACCUGUUGCCCGCCGUCUUUGUAAAUUAGUUAGUUUAAUUAAUUCGUAUGCUUAAUAAACACAAAACUAAAUAAAGUCCAAGCCAAACGCCAUCAUAACAAGUUAGUCUUCGAUCUGUCCCGAGACCGUUGACUCCCAAGAGGCGAACCGGAGACCGGAGCACAGCGCAGAAUUGACCCAAAGCGCGACGGCGGAGAAUCCGAGCCCCUGACAAAUUCUACGAGUAUAAAGCCCGGCCAACAAAAUGCCGCGGUCGCAUUUCACUCGGAGGCAUUGUCUAGCGAUGACUGGCGGAUUAAUUGCAUCGGCGGUUCUCAUCUGGUGCGUCGCUCACUCGGCGCUCGAGUCGUCGGCCAAGCUCUACGAUCCCGGCACUGAUAAAUCCACGCUCGAGCUGCUCCAUGUGGUAUUCCGACAUGGACCACGAACGCCGGCGGAUACGUAUCCAAAGGAUCCGUAUGUAAAUGAGACCUACUAUCCAUUUGGCUGGGGACAAGUAACAAAUAAUGGCAAACGCGAGCUGUUCAACAUUGGUACUUGGCUGCGUAAGCGUUAUGGCAAAUUUCUGGCGCCCAACUACAGUCCCGAUUUGGUCCACGCUCAGGCGACGGGUGUUCCGCGGACUCACAUGACCAUGCAGACUGUUUUGGCCGCCUUCUUCCCGCCGAAGGGCACGGACAUGGAGUGGAAUAGUCGGUUUAAUUGGCAGCCCAUACCUGUCUUUUCCCAGGAGCUCAAUGAGGACACGUUGCUGCUCGUCCGUACUCCAUGCCCCCGAUAUUUUGAGGCCCUUAACGAAGUCUACGAGCUACCUGAGGUGAAAGCUGAAAUCGCUCCCUACCUGGAAAUGUUCAAGGAGUUAGAGGAACACACCGGCCUGAGCUUCAAGGAGCCCGAGGACGUGCAGUCUCUGUAUUUGACCCUGCUGGCCGAACAGGAGUGGGGUCUGGAGUUGCCCGAAUGGACCCAUUCGUACUUCCCCGAGAAAAUGCAGUUCCUGGCCGAGCAGAGUUACGUUUAUAACGUCUACACGCCCGAAAUGCAGAAGAUAAAGGGCGGGCCCUUCCUCAAGAAGAUGUUCGACGAAAUGCAGCAGAAGAAGAACGGAACCCUGAAGCCCAAUGGCAGAAAGCUGUUCAUCUACACGGGCCACGACUCGACGGUGGUGAAUGUUCUCUCCGCCCUGAAGGUCUGGGAGCGACAGCUGCCCCGCUACUCCUCCAUGGUCCUAUUCGAACUGCAUAGAAACAAGGAAACCGGGGAAUACUGGGUGGAGAUAUACUUCCGCAACGAUCCCAAAGCUCCCGCCCAGAAGCUGACGGUGCCCGGCUGUGAGUUCCAGUGCCCCUUGGAAAAGCUGUUGGAGCUGGCCAAGGAUGUGGUGCCCACGGAAGCGGAUGCCAAGCGAUGCGAGUCUCGAAACGAGGGCUUCACAGAGCCACCACUGCGAGGGCCAUAAAGACCAGAAUCUAGUCCCCAAGUAAAAUUCGUAAAGGUGCUACAAUUCUCAGGGAGUGGGACUGCCACAGACUCACCAGUAAGCCACAUCCACCAAGUUAGGUUCAUAGGUUAGCUUAAGCCGAAUAAACACGUCAACCCAUUUUGGGACGAUCCAAUAAA